Molecule: messenger RNA, 985 nt
Organism: Fimicolochytrium jonesii
Lineage: Eukaryota; Fungi; Chytridiomycota; Chytridiomycetes; Spizellomycetales; Powellomycetaceae
Exons: 1
Coding region: 199-792 (197 amino acids)
Source: RefSeq, a predicted model, not a curated record
ACCCUGCCCCUCCAUCCAUCCCCACCCGCCGUCCUCGUCCUCGCCAUCCCCGACGCGCUCGGCCUCGCCAUCCUCACCCACCUCCUCGGGCCUGCCGACCUCCCCGUGCGCGCCGCCCUCGUCCGCUCCCCGGGCUCGCUCCCCAUCACCCUCGCGACGCACCCCAACCUGACCCUCCUCCCCGCCGCCAUCCCCGACAUGCCCGCCGCGCAGCUGGCCGCCCACGUCGCCGGGUGUGCCGCGGUGGUGUCCGCGCUGGCGCACGAGACAGCCUGGCGGGGCGUGCCGCGCGCAGGGAUCGGGAUGGGCGGGCGGGACCUGUGCACGGGGGUUGCGCGACGCGUGUGUGAGGCCGUGGCGCGCGUGGGGCCCGACGUGCCCGUCAAGUAUGUGAUGCUCGGCUGGGUGGAUGAUGAUGUAUACCCGGAGGCCGACGCGGCGAGUGUGCUCGCGCGCGUGGAACGCGGGGUCGUGACGGCGCUCAAGGCGUGCUUCCCGCCGUGGAUGGACACCGCCACCGCCGCGCGCUACCUGGUGGAGGAGGUCGGCGCGAAAGACCCGUUUGUGGAGUGGGUUGUUGUGCGCACGGGCGUGGGGAGGGACGGGCGGGUCGGCGCGUACGUGGUGGGUGAGAGGCGGGGGUUGUUUGCGGGCGGCGUGCAUGGGGACGCGACGACGGGCUGGACGACGACGAGGGCGAAUGUUGCGCAUUUUGUGGGCGAGUUGGUUGCUCGCGACGGGGUGUGGGCGGAAUGGAGGGGGAGGAUGCCGCUUGUUUGUGAUGCAAAGUAGAUCCGUGAGCGACGGUGCGUGGCUUAGAAGCAAGCCUCUUGUACAUACCAUUUCCCGGGAAUCCAACCCAACACCCGCAGCCGGCGUAUCUUUGAACCUAUUUGCCCAGCAGGAACGAGUGCACAUGUCCCGAUGCUGCCUUGUUUGUGAAGACGCGAGCAAUCUCUGAGCGAGCGAGUAAACAGUCUCUCAC